CUUCGAUCAUCAUAUCCAAGAAAGAACAACAUGAAACCCCAGAAGAAUUGUUCGAUAUUAUUGACAGAAAUUCUGGGGUUCUUCUUUCUUAUCGUGCGGUUCACCUCCCUAGUUGAAGGCGAAGUGCAUUUCUAUGAUUUUGUUGUAAGGGAGAAAAACUUCACCAAAUUGUGUUCAACAAAGAGCAUCUUGGUAGUGAACGAUUGUUUUCCAGGUCCAGAGAUACGAGUUCGCAAAGGAGAUACAGUUUACGUUAAUGUUCAUAACCAAGGAUAUUAUGGUUUCACUAUUCACUGGCAUGGGAUAAAACAACCAAGAAAUCCGUGGUCAGAUGGUCCAGAGUACAUCACGCAGUGUCCAAUUCUUCCAGGAACAAAUUUCACUUAUGAAAUCUCUUUAUCCACUGAAGAAGGAACUUUAUGGUGGCAUGCUCAUAGUGAUUGGACAAGAGCCACUGUUCAUGGUGCGAUUGUCAUCUUACCAAGUGUAGGAACCACAUUUCCAUUUCCUCAACCGGAUGAAGAUGAGACCAUUAUAAUUGCAUCCUGGUACGAGGGAGAUAUCAAAGAACUAGUUGAUGAGGCUAUGGAUGAUGGUAGCGACCUGCCCCAUUCAGAUGCUUAUACAAUAAAUGGCGAACCAGGAGACUUUUGUCCAUGCUCCAGUGAAACAACAUAUCAUCGAAUGGUUGACUACGGCAAGACCUAUCUUCUUCGUAUAGUCAACGCAAACAUCAACGCAGAACACUUCUUUGCAGUUGCUGAACAUAAUCUCACCGUUGUUGGCCUAGACGGAGCCUAUAUAAAACCGAUAGACACAACCUACAUAGUCAUCAGUGCUGGACAGGCGAUGGAUGUCCUCCUCAAAGCAAACCAAUCUCCUGGCCAAUACUAUAUAGCUGCUAGACAAUACUCAAGUGAGGAUCCAGAAGUGACUGGCUUUGACCAUGCGAAUGUUACCGCAAUCCUUGAAUACAGAGGCAACUACACAUAUCAGGCAUCUCCUUCCUUUCCAACUACUCUUCCCAUGUACUUGGACUAUGCAGCAGCAAUAAAAUUCACCUCCCGGAUUAAAAGCUUGGCGACCCCCAAAUACCCUACAGAUGUCCCAUUAAAUGUUACUACUAAAAUGUUUAUAACAGUUUCUAUGAAUGAUCUUCCUUGUUCACAUCCAGGCUGUGAAACAACUAAACAAAUCUCUUCAAGCAUGAAUAAUGUUAGCUGGAUUAACCCAACAACAGAUGUCCUUAGAGCCUACUACAGGAACAUAAGUGGGGUUUACACAACGGAUUUUCCAGACCAACCGCCUUCUUAUUAUAACUUCACAGAGGAAACUUUCGUGGAUAAUAUUGUGUUCACUGUCCAAGGGACAAAGGUGAAGUUGUUGAAUUAUAACGAGUCAGUUCAAAUUGUGUUCCAAGGGACUAAUGUGAUGAAGGGCUCUGUUAAUCAUCCAAUGCAUAUGCAUGGAUAUAGCUUCUACGUGGUUGGAUCUGGUUAUGGAAAUUAUGACGAUGAGGAUGAUCCAAAGGGGUUUAAUUUUGUUGAUCCUCCUAAAGUAACUACCUUUGGAGUUCCCAAAAAUGGCUGGUUAGCAAUCAGAUUUAUAGCAAAUAACCCUGGGGUGUGGUUUUGGCACUGUCAUUUUGAUAGACACUUGAGUUGGGGUAUGAACACUGCUUUCAUUGUCAAGAAUGGUGGUACUUCUGAGACUAACAUUCGUCGACCCCCAGCUUACAUGCCUCCAUGUGAGCCUCACUUGGAUUCUCGUAUCAAAAACAGUUACGAGAAUAUUCUAUAAAAAAACAGAGCAACUAUUAUUUGUGUGUGUGUGUAUAUAAAUUCAAGGAGCCUUCGCUGUUCAGCACUUCAGUGUGUGCUUGGAUGAAUGUCGUUUCUGUGUAGAUAAGGCUAUGAGUGCGGAUCCCGUUUUCUCUCCGGCUCAAAUAGAAGCACUUGCUAGAGUGGAGGCGUGCAAAUGGUGUUGGAAUGGGGCCUCUCUCCGGUUAGGCCUUCUCGUUCAAGCUGUGCACUCCUUGGACUCCUCCUCCAUUUACCUACGUUCUCUUUAUGGUGAUGUUCUUGCUUUGUACUCUUCAAGGUGCUUGUUUCGGCUAUUGGAAGCCUUUGGAAAAUACUUUGCUAGAAUGACCCGAGGAUACAAAGAGUUUCUAUGAUGCAACCACUGAAUCAUUAUUGUUGCUAAUUAAGUAUUAUAUCUUCCUAGAUGAGGGGAACUGAUGAAUCAGAAAUGAACUCGAAUUAUAGGAGAGAGAGAGAGAGAGAGAGAGAGAGAGAGGAUGACAAAAGAUCACUCCCAUUUAGCUCUGUACUACCAUAUGGAAUUUUUAGGAUUACAGUUGAUUCUGGUCGGCACUGUUUAUUAGCUAGAGAUGAACUUCAGUUUAUACUCAUUUUGAGUUUGAAAUAAUCUUUCAUGUUUCUACAAAUGCUUCGAAAACCUUUGAGAGUCUUCAGUACAUGUACACACUAGACUACACAGAAGCGAAUUAGCCUUAUUGCAGCUUUCCUUUUUUGUUUCGCGUCAGCAAAGAAUUAUCUGUGGUACUCUUAACUGCUUCACUCAGCCAGCCGACAUGUAAUUUUAUUGACGUACAAGAUUUGGUGUUCAUCCUUCUUGUGUACAUAUAUAUAGGAUUUGGGCGUUUUUAGUUUUUACUAAUUGAAUUACAGAAUUUGGUGUUC
This is a messenger RNA of Rosa chinensis, 2705 nucleotides long. Its product is annotated as laccase-14. Lineage: Eukaryota; Viridiplantae; Streptophyta; Magnoliopsida; Rosales; Rosaceae. Gene Ontology annotation, cellular component: apoplast. The coding region runs from base 31 to 1800 and encodes 589 amino acids. The transcript has 7 exons. Gene Ontology annotation, molecular function: hydroquinone:oxygen oxidoreductase activity; copper ion binding. The record is from RefSeq and is a predicted model, not a curated record. Gene Ontology annotation, biological process: lignin catabolic process.